Olea europaea var. sylvestris is the source of this 1827-nucleotide messenger RNA. RefSeq lists its product as uncharacterized. Gene Ontology annotation, molecular function: zinc ion binding; nucleic acid binding. The record is from RefSeq and is a predicted model, not a curated record. Bases 1 to 1827 code for a protein of 608 amino acids. The transcript has 3 exons. Lineage: Eukaryota; Viridiplantae; Streptophyta; Magnoliopsida; Lamiales; Oleaceae.
AUGAUAAGAUUCAGGCUGGGGAAACCUAAGCUUGCAUCGUGGGACAAAUUGAAGAAACAUAUGAAGAAACAAUUUCUGCCUUAUAAUUAUAAACGAGAUGAUGGAGAUGGAGGAGCAGUUGGUGUCACGAGGGCAAUACAAAUAGAGAAGCAACAGUCCAUGAAAACUACUAGUCCUUUCAUUGCAAGGAGUUCUUCUAGUAACCCACAACAGCAGGUGGCACGUCCUGGUAAUCCUGCUCAAUCUGGUCCUCCUAGAACAAAUCCUACCCAACAAUCAACACGUCCUGGGGUUGGUAUUCGUUGUUUUGGAUGCGGAGUUACAGGCCACAGGCAGUCUGAGUGUCCAAAGAAUCCGCGCAGGGAACUCUUUGUUGAUGAGGGAAAUGGCGAUUAUGAAGGUCCGCCUGUAUUUGACGGUGAGGGCGAAGAAGAAGCAACAAAAGAGGAAGAGUUUGUGGUUGGUGAUGUGGGUCAGGCACUGGUGGUGAGGAGGAGUUUCCUGACUCCUUUGGAGAAUAAUACUGAUUGGUUGCGUAAUAAUAUCUUUCAAUCAACAUAUACCGUUGGAGGGAAGGUGUGCAAAUUUGUUAUUGAUACUGGUAGUUGCGAGAAUGUGGUGGCUGAGGAGGUCGUUAAGAAGCUGGGUUUGCAGACUGAGAAACAUCCCAAACCUUAUAAAUUAGCCUGGCUGAAAAGAGGCAAUGGCGUAGAAGUGUCUCAAUGUGCUAGAAUCAGCUUCUCCAUCGGACCUACCUACAAGGAUCAAGUCUUAUGUGAUGUAGUAGAGAUGGAUGCAUGUCAUUUACUAUUAGGGAGGCCGUGGCAGUUUGACAGGCACUCACUGCAUGAUGGAUAUACCAACACGUACAGCUUUCUGUUUGGGGGAAAGAAAAUUGUGUUACUACCGGAUAAGGGUUCAGUACAGACAGUUGGGAACAAUGCCAAUUUACUGACCAGAAAGAAGUUCGAGACAGAGAUGGAGGAGUCUGGGGUAGUGUAUGUGCUGAUUGGAAAGUCGGUUGACAGUGAGCAUGAAGUCCCUCUCGCAGUUCAGCCAGUGCUAAAGGAGUUUCAUGAAGUUUUCCCAGAAGAGCUUCCUGAUGGACUACCACCACUGUGGGAUAUUCAGCAUCAGAUUGACUUGGUUCCUGGAGCUGCCCUACCUAAUCGGGCGCAUUACAGAAUGAGCCCCACUGAGCAUGAAGAGUUGCGCAGGCAAGUUGAGGAGCUUCUGGCAAAAGGACACAUCAGGGAGAAUCUUAGUCCUUGUGCUGUUCCCGCUCUUCUCACACCGAAGAAGGAUGGCAUGUGGCACAUGUGCGUGGAUAGUAGGGCAAUCAAUAAGAUUAUGGUGCGUUACCGCUUUCCUAUUCCCCGCCUAGAUGACUUGUUGGAUCAGCUUACCGGUGCUUGUGUGUUUAGCAAGCUUGAUUUGAAGAGUGGGUACCAUCAGAUUCGGAUCAGACGUGGGGAUGAGUGGAAGACCGCAUUUAAGACGAGGGAAGGAUUGUACGAGUGGUUAGUCAUGCCCUUCGGCCUCUCAAAUGCGCCCAGUACAUUUAUGCGGGUUAUGAAUCAGGCUCUUCGCCCAUUCAUCGGUAAAUUUGUUGUGGUCUACUUUGAUGAUAUUUUAAUUUAUAGUGCUAACGAUGAUGAACAUGUUCGACACCUUCGGGAAGUUCUUUCAGUUCUUCGGUGGGAUAAAUUCUAUGUUGCAGUGAAGAAGUGUUCCUUUCUCACUGAUAAUGUGGUGUUCCUGGGUUAUGUGGUGUCGAAGGUGGGGUUAGCAGUUGAUACAUCUAAGGUAGAGGCGAUAAGUCAGUGA